AUGAACGCUCGGCGUGCCCAUACUAAAUCAAAAAAUGGCUGUCUCCAAUGCAAGGCAGGGAAGGUGAAGUGCGAUGAGAAGAUUCCCUGCUCGAGGUGUGUCAGGCGAGGUGAUGAAUGUAGUCGUGCCCAGCCGAACAGCAGCGAGGCCUCAGUAACCUCAGCCUCGAGCACCCCCGACACCACCAGCAGCUCCCACACACGCCCAAGAGACGAGGACUCUUACACGCUCGUAGAUCUCCAGCUCUUUCACCGCUUUAGCACCGUCACAUGCCGCUACCUCGCCAACCCAAACAACGAAUCACCAUGGCUGGACAAGGUCCCCGCAUUAGGGACAAAACAUGCUUUCCUGAUGCACGAGAUGAUGGCCGUCGCCGCCAUCGACAUCGGCAUCAACGUUGCUGAUACCCAAGAUGCGGUCACGACCUAUCUCGAGCUCGCACGACAACACCACACGCAGGCUCUAGCCGGUCUCAUGCCUGCCAUCGCUGCCCACCGCGCAGACCUCGUCAUGCCUAUCUGGUCAUGCAAUGCCCUCUUCGUGCCGUACUACUUCGCCACCACCGCAGACGUCGGCUCGCUUAUCUUGACGGAGGACCCCCCGGGGCCGGCGGAGUGGAUGCUCCCUCUGCGCGGCGCAGUGACACUGUUUAGGCAGUACGAGGAGGUGCUCCUCUCCGGCCCCAUGGCGAUGCACAUCCGGCCCUACCAGACGAGGAUCAUGAUUGACGGCGUGACGCCUCCUUCCUCGAACCCCUCGGAGGAACACGUUAUGCGCAUGACCGCGCAGCUUACGUUGCAGCUGGACGAGGUCACGGACGAGGCGACGCGGACCACCAUGGCAGAGGUCCUCAGGCUACUGCGGCAGUGCUUCGAGAUUUCGGACCGGGGCGACCUCAUCAGCUACAAGACCGCCAGCCUCACCUUCUGCGCGGCGAUGCCGGGGGCGUUUUUUGAGAUGCUGGGACGAAAAGAGAGCAUGGCGCUGGUGGUCAUGGCGUUCUGGUGUGUCCUACUGCACCGCGCAGAAGGGGGAAACUGGUGGAUGAAGUUUAGGAAGGUCAAGAACAUGUUGUCUUUUAUUGCUGGCCUUUUGGGGCCCAAGGACGAGAUGUUGAUCAAGUGGCCGCUGGAGGUAGUCUGUCCGGCGGAAGAAUAA
Messenger RNA from Cryphonectria parasitica EP155, 1158 nucleotides. RefSeq lists its product as uncharacterized. Gene Ontology annotation, biological process: regulation of transcription by RNA polymerase II. Bases 1 to 1158 code for a protein of 385 amino acids. The record is from RefSeq and is a predicted model, not a curated record. The transcript has 2 exons. Lineage: Eukaryota; Fungi; Ascomycota; Sordariomycetes; Diaporthales; Cryphonectriaceae. Gene Ontology annotation, molecular function: DNA-binding transcription activator activity, RNA polymerase II-specific; zinc ion binding.